AUGGGCGCCCGUUGGGCGCCUGUCUGUUGGGAGUACAUCGACGACUACAGGAUCCUGGCGCUCGUGGCGCUGGAGGCGACCGCGCUCCGCAGCGGCCCUGCUUUCCGUUCAGUCGGCCUCGCCAAGGCCAGGGGCGACCUCUUGGCACAGCUGGUGCGGUACGGGCUGCCAGGCGGGGACGUGUUUGUGGAGCCCGACCUAGGGAAGUGGGGCGUGCUGGUGGAGGCGACGACGUCGGCCUGCCGCCGGAAGGGCCUCCGAGUCCAGGGCCUCCUGGCGCUGGUCUCGGCCUGGAGUGGGUUGUCCCUGGUCCACAGGCCGGCGCGCUCCUUCUUCGAUGCAGUCGGCAAGGCCAUGCAGGAGCACGUGGGCGACCAUGAGCUGGCGACGUGGCCGAGCCUGAAGUGCGAGCUGAGGGGGCUAUUUCGUCGAGCAAGCCAGUCCCCUGUUCGCGGGGCCUUGGCGUUCGGGCACCAGGAGGACCACCUCGCGCGGAUGGCGCAGACGCAGGGCCGCUGGCUGGUAGCAGAGUCGAUAAACAAGGCGCUGGGCGACGAGGUGGGUCUAUGCCUGGCCGCCUUCGCGACGGCUGGCGAGGGCACCGCGGCCAAGAUCAGGGCUGUCCUGCGGAGGGGGUCUGCCUGGGGACAGAAGCUCCUCGUGAUCGCGGGCUCCGCGGUUGCGAUCGGGGUCGUCUCCAAGGGCAGGAGCAAGUCCAUGUCUCUGAACGCGAUCCCGCGAUGCCUGGCGGCCUACAUGCUGGGCUACCGCGCCACGGUCUACUCUCAAUGGGCCUCGAGUGGAGGCGGUGAGGUCCAGUGCGAGUGCGAGAUGGUCCAUGCCCUCGCCGACGCUCCCGAAGCUGCAGAGGAGAGGGCAGCAGGCUGCUGGGCGAUGGCGCUCGACGUGGACGUGCUGUGCGACGAGGGCGAGAUCGGCACCGGCGAGGGCGAGAGCGUGCAGGGAUCACUGAUCGCGGUCCGCAUCCUGAUGGCGAUCAUCGGCAUGAUGGUCUACUGCGGCGAGGCUGGUUCUGUGGCCGCUGAUGCAGCGGGGCUGGCCUUUGACUGCUACCUUGGGGAGCAGGGCUGGGAGAUGAUGCGAGUCGCCGACGUGGUGGCGGCCGGCGGGGUCAUGGCCAUCGGCCUUGGCGUCCACGUGCGGGGCGAGCGGGGCAAGCCCAGUCAGGAGCAAGGCGUGCUGCUGGAAUAUCUUGGUCACCAGGCCGAGGAGACCUUGAAGGAGAAACCGAAGGAGACCACGAAGGAGGUGGAGGACGCAUCGCCAGAGGAGGCCGAGGAGGGCGAGGAGGCUGUGGCCGACGAGGCCGAGGAUGUGGCGGAGGAGGACGAGGAGGAGAACGAAGAGGCAGCGGGGCCCUCGGGCGACAGGGCUCCGCGCCGCACGGAGGGCGCCCGCCGAGCUGGGGGGGGCUGGGGCGGCGCCCUCGGGGCAGACAGCGCGGCAGCCUGGGUCGAGGGCUCCGCGUCGCACGGAGGGUUUCCAGAGAAUCCGUCCGCGUCGCAGGGGGUGCAUCCCGGGGUCGCCGUGGCAAGGCGGGGCGAUUCGGGCUCUCCCGGAUGGCCCUCGUUGAGGCGCACACGGAGAAGGCUGGGAUCCGUCGAGGUGCUCGGGGUCACGGUGCUGGAAUCCGUCGUGUUGCUGGAGUUCGCGACGCUGCACGGGAUCAUGCUGCUGGGGUCCGUGCUGGUCGGUCUGGGUCGGUGCUGGUCGGUCUGGCUCGGUGUCGCUUGUGGUGUUGCUGGUCGGUCGCGGUUGGCUGUGCGCGCUGGUGCGAGUUUCUGGUCGGUCUGGGUCGCUGUGGAUAGUGGCGGUGCUUGUCGGUCGCAGUUGGUGGUGGGCUGCCGGUCGGUCUGGGUCGACGUUGCUUGUGGCGUUGCUGGUGCUGCUGCUGGAGUGUCGGUCGUGCACGUAACACUCGUGGUGCUGUUCUCCCUCGUACGGCUCGCCCACGUUCUGGUCGGAAAGCUGCUGCGGGUGUCGGUCGUGCUCGUAGCUCUCGUGGUGUUGCCUUCCCUCGUACGACUCGCUCACGUGCUGGUCGGAGAGCUGCUGCUGGUGUCGGUCGUGCUCGUAAUUCUCGAGGUGCUGCUCUCCCUCGUACGGCUCGCUCACGUGCUGGUCGGAGAGCUGCUGCUGGUGUCGGUCGUGCUCGUAAUUCUCGUGGUGCUGCUCUCCCUCGUACGGCUCGCCCAUGUGUUGGUCGGAGCGCUAUUGCUGGUAUCGGUCGUGCUCGUACCUUUCGUUGUGCAGCUCUCCCUCGUACGGCUUGCCCGCGUGCUGGUCGGAAAGCUGCUGCGGGUGUCGGUCGUGUACGUAACACUCGUGGUGCUACUUUCCAUCUUGCGAUUCGCCCGCGUGCUGGUCGGGAAGCUGCUGCGGGUGGCGGUCGUUCUCGUAGCUCUCGGGAUGCUGCUCUCCCUCGUACGGCUCGCCCACGUGCUGGUCGGAAAGCUGCUGCUGGUGUCGGUCGUGCUCGUAACUCUCGUGAUGCUGCUCCUCCUUGUACGGCUCGCACCCGUGCUGGUCGGAAAGCUGCUGCAUGUGUCGGUCGUGCUCGUAACUCUCUCGGUGCUGCUUUCCUUUAUACUGCUCGCCCACGUGCUGGCCGGAAAGCUGCUGCUGGUGUCGGUCGUGCUCUUAACUCUCGUGAUGGUGUUCUCCCUCGUACGGCUCGCUCACGUGCUGGUCGGAGAGCUGCUCCUGGUGUCGGUCGUGCUUGUAACUCUCAUGGUGCUGCUCUCCUUCGUACGGCUCACUCCCGUGCUGGUCGGAAAGCUGCUGCGGGUGUCGGUCGUGCUCGUAAUUCUCGAGGUGCUGCUCUCCCUCGUACGGCUCGCCCACGCGCUGGUCGGAAAGCUGCUGCUGGUGCUGGUAGUGCUCGGUAUUCUCGUGAUGCUGCUCUCCCUGGUACGGCUCGCCCACGUGCUGGGUGCAGGCAGCGAGGAUCCAGGCUGUGCUGACGGGGAUGCUGGCGUCGGUGCUCUCGGCAGCGCUGGCGGGGAUGCUGGCGUCAGUACUCCUGGCUUCGCUGGGGGAGCUUCUGGCGUCGGCGCCCCAUGCCGAGCUGGCGGGGAUGCUGACGUCUAUGCUCCACGCUGGGCAGGCAAGGAGGUUGGCGUCGGUGCUCUCCGCUCUGCUGCCACGGCGGGGCCGGUGGCGCUGGCCAGCGCCAGGCCAGGCGGCCCGCCCGGCACCGUCACCGCCGCGGCGGCGGCGGCCGCCGCGCGGGAGAGGGCGGCCGCCGCGGCCCACAGGCCAGCGACAGCCGCCGCGGCGGCGGCCUCGGCGGCAGCGCCAGAGGCGCCCGCGGCACACCAGGCGCUAGCAGCGUGCGCGGCGGCACCCGCGCGGCGUGCGGCGCACGCGGCGGCCGCAGCGCGCACAGCGCCGGCGGCAGCAGCAGCGACACCAGCAGCACCAGGGACGCACGCGGCGGCCGCAGCGCUGGCGGCGCCAGCGGCAGCCACGGCACCUGCGGCGCCAGCGGCGACUGCGGUGUCCAAGGCGCAGUGCGGCAGGGCCGCGCCGCCCAGGGCCAGCAUCUGUGCGCGUGGGAGUGAGUUCUCGGCGCUGGCAGAGUCCGCAGGGGCGUGGGCGGGCACCAGCACGAGCCCACAGAUCUGGGACCCUGGCGGGGAGCGCUUCGAGACCCCUACGCUCUGCCGUGAUGGCGAGCUGCAGCGGCGCUUGUCUGCGACCCCGCAGUGGCAGCCCCGGCGACUCGUCCGCGUCGGGAUGGCGGAGGAGGGCGCAGCCGCUCCCGAGAAGCCCGCGCCUACGCAGCUGCACGCGGGCAGCCGCAGGGUCGCCGGGCUGCCCAGCGAGGUUCUGGAGGACUGGCGGUGCAUCAACGCGCAGUUCCAGGAGGCCCUGAGGCGCAGCGCCGCUCCGAGCACGAGGCCAGCUCUCGGCGAGGCGGCCCCCGGCGGCGCCAGCGCCCGGGGCGCCGCCGCGCGCGGGGCGGCGCCCGGCGGCCGCGGCGCGCGGGGGGAGAUCGAAGUGGGCGGCCGCAGCUUCUUGUUGGACGAGGCCAUCGGCCAGGGUGCGUUCGGGGUCGUGUACCGGGCCCACGAGAGGUGCGGGGCCGGAGACCGCGCGGUGGCCGUGAAGCGCGUCGCGGCGGGCGACCGCGGCGCCUCCGCCGCGGCGUGCCUCGAGGCGCAGCUCCUGGAGUCCCUGUCCGCGCGGCUGCCGCACGCUUCGCGCCGGCGGAUCCCCGGCUACGUCGCGCACGGCCCAGACGCGGACAGCGGCGAGCCAGCCGUCUACAUAGCAAUGGCGCUGGUGCCUGGUCAGGUUCUGGAUCGAUGGCUGUAUGGUAUUGCCGACGAGCAGCACAAGCACCUCGAGGUGGCGCAGCUGGCGGGCGGCCGCUUGCCGGACGGCCGGCAGCGCAGCCUGAGGCUGGCGGGCGCCGUCGCCGUGGCCUCGGCGCUGGUCUCGCAGCUUGCAGAGGUCUUCAAGGAGCUGGAGCCCAUGGCAUUCCACCGCGAUGUGUCGUCUCACAACAUCAUGAUCGACACUGAUCGAUUCGACGGCGGUGAUAGGCCGAGGUUCACUUUGAUCGACUUUGGCCUUGCGGUUCGGUCUGACACGUGGGCGGCGGAGUCUAGAGUUUCCAACCUGGCUGGGGACCCCCGCUACUGGCCGCCCGCCGCCUGGAUGGCCUUCGCCUACGGCUUCGGGUACCUGGACAUGCAGGGGAGCGGUGGCUUCUGCCGGCAGUACGCGGAGCGCAUCGACCACUACAGCUUCGGGAUCCUGGGCCUGGAGCUCCUGUUCGGGCUCUGGGACACCGAGUCCGCCACCGACGGCGCCGUGCCGCUGGCGAUGAGAAGGGCUCGGUCUGCCUGGCAGCUGCUCUGGGUCGAGGUCCUGACGCUGUUCCAGACGUUUCACGUGCAGGGACCGCAAGCGACGCGGCAGCGCAUCGGGCUCACGAGCGACGAGGGCAUCGUCCGCCUCACGGGGCUGCUCGCUGGCCUCCGGGGCGAGCUGCGCGCGGUGGCGGCGGCGGCGGUUGCCGGCACUGGCGAGGAUCGGGAGCUGGCGUGGCUCUGCCUGACGCUUGCCGACCUGGUGGACGAGAACGGCAGCCUCUCCUGGGCGGACGUCGUGGCAGGCUCUUGCACGCCCCAUUGCGCCGCGGCGCUCGCCGCAAGCUCGCCGCCUCUGGCGCCGCGGGCGCCGUCGGGUGGCGCGACGGCCGGCCCCCAGACGCCGCCAGCACGGUGGCGCGCCGCUGUGACCGCAGUCGCCGCUGCGGGCCCUCGGGUCGCCAUCGUCGCCAGGACUGCUGGUGGCUCAGACGCCGCCGGCACCGUGUCCUUCCGCUGUGACCGCAGCGCCGCUGCGGGCCCUCGGGUCGCCAUCGUCGCCAGGACUGCUGGUGGCUCAGACGCCGCCGGCACCCAGUCCAUCCGCUGUGACCGCAGUGCCGCUGCGGGCGCUUGGGUCGCCGCCGGCGCCGCCUUGGCUGCGGGCGGCUCCGGUUGCUCAGCAGCGGGCGCUGCCACCACGCCUUGCAAGGCAGCCCUCGGCAGAGUUGCCCGCGGCGGCGCCGCAGCGCGUGCUGGUGCUGCAGGGCGGCCCGCCCGCGCGUGGCGCGGCGGGCCCGCCGCCCCCGCGGGGCGCGGCGGGGCGGCCCCCGCCGGGCGCGGUGGCCGCGCGCGGCGCGGUGCUCGUCCCGAGGCCUCUGCCCAGCAGGUCGCACUGAGGCCCGCGGCCUCCACCCCCCCUCGAGAGCGUCCGCGGCACUCGCCCGCGCCCCACGCCUCGGCCCGCCGCUUCGGCGGGGGGCCUCCUCGACACGCGCCCGCGCGGUACCCCGACGGCCAAGCGCGCCCGCGCGGCCCCCCGGUGGCAGACGGCCCGGGGGGCCGAGGCCCUCGGCCCAGGCAGACGACCUGGGCGGCCAUCCCGAGAGCCCCGCUGGACGAGCUGCCGGGGAGAGCGGAAGGCACCAGCUGCUCCAGCAACUCCACCGUGGGCCAGAGCCUCUACAAUGCGUCGGUGGUCAGCGAGGACCCCUGGGCUCGAGUGGCGUACGUCGCCUCGGAGAUCGGGCUGGCUACGUACGGCGGGGUGCCGGUGAGGACUGGCCUGCGGCUCUCGCAGCUCGAGGGGCGCGUGGUGGUCGUCCGCAACGCCCUUGGCGUGCCUGCUGCCUGCGGCAUCCUGCAGGCGAUGAUGGCAGCGUUGCUGCCGUCGCUGCUGGCGACGAUCACGAUCCUUAUGACCAUGCCAGUGGAUGUGACGGUGAUUGCGAUGGUGAAUUUUCGUGUUGCCGCGGAUCUGGACCCCCAGACGUCCCCAGAGGUCUUUGCAGGUCCCGCCGAGCCCUUUGGACUCUUCUGGGGGGCCUGGAGAAACAGGGGCCCACUGCUGUCAACACUGUCGGUCUUCGACCAGGGCAUGCAGACUCGGAGGGCGGCGGCGGCGGCGGCGUCGGCGGCCCGGGGGGGGGCGGGCGGGCUCGCCGGCGCGAUGGAGCGCCAGAGACAGAGCAGGCUCCGAAACCGACAGCGAUGCCGACGAGCGGGUGCGGCUCUGCGAGGCCGACGAGGGCGACGCCAGGAUCGUCGCAGCAUCGUGCAGUUUACCACGGGCGUGGCGUACGUGGAGGAGAAAGAAGCAAAAGUGGAAAUAGGUGUGAUGCGUAUCGGCUGCUUGCAGACCGAGUGCUCCGUGACUUACUGCACGAAGGAGGAGACAGAAGACACCGAAAGGAGGUACGACCAGAUCGAGCCGACUCUCCUCACGUUCAAGCCUAAUGAGUAUUUCAAGACAAUUUAUUUGCAGUUGCGGGAUAACGAUUCGUUCAACGACAUUGUGGAGGCGAAGCUUGCGCUGGAGAACCCCAAGCACUGCACUCUUGGCAUUGAGCUGCGCAGAAUGCGAGUGAAGAUCAUAGAUGACGAUUGGUUCCCGUCUGCCAAAUUUAGAAAGGAAAUAGAGGAAGACUACACCACUGACAAUUGGAGAACUGGCAGAGAUUUCGAAAUGAUGAUGGAGUUUUGGAAGUUCGCUUUCAAGCAAACGAUGCCUGGGUCGAUCUACAUCCUCGUGGCUGACCAGGUCAAGAACGCGAUCUUCAUCUUGAAUCUUACGGUAAACAAAAUGGUAAUCGGGCUCAUCGCUGAUACGGAUUGGAGUGGCGAGAUGAGCUCAGCAGACCGGUGGUCUGCAGUCAGGGAGCUGCUUUUGCUUGCGUUGUUAUUGACGUUGCCUUAUGGAAUUAGCCAUUGGCUUGUUUACAGGCGGCAGUUUUGGAAAGUCGGUGGAGGCGCCCGCGGGACUCUAUUGAACAGCUUGAUUGAUAAGUAUUUAUAUUAUGAGGACCGCCGCGACGUAGCCUUGUUCUGUGGUGCUGCGACAACGUUUGUUUUUGCUUUGAUAUUCAUCAGUUGA
Prorocentrum cordatum is the source of this 7434-nucleotide messenger RNA. The record is from the annotation of a GenBank genome assembly. Lineage: Eukaryota; Dinophyceae; Prorocentrales; Prorocentraceae.